UCCGACCCGGGUCUGUUCGACAAUUACCUCGUACAGUCAUCAAAUAUUGUUCUUCAUUGCUUAAUACGAGAGUACCUAUUGCUUCAGAAACCACAAGACACAGGAUAGAGAAGUCAGGCGAUUCUUAUAAGCAAGGGAGAACCAAUAAAAUCAAUCCAAACCUACUAGGAGAUCAUCCAGUUACCAUGGCGGAUACCAACCAUGUCAAGAAGGUUGCCAUCGUCGGUGUCAACGGCACGGUGGGCAAGUAUAUUACUAAAGCACUUCUAAGUGGGGGCAAGCACGAAGUGACAGCCGUCACUCGGGGUGACGCAGAGAUCCCUAAAGGCGUAAAGGUCGCCAAAGUGUCAUACGACGACCCUGCAAGCUUGACAAAAGCCCUAGAGGGCCAGGAUGUACUCAUCAUCACCAUGGGAACCAGGGCUCCGAAAGACACCCAGCAGAAACUCGUCGAAGCUGCUGCAGCAGCUAAUGUGGCGUUCGUGUUUCCAAACGCCUGGGGCAUAGAGAGUUCUUAUGGAGCCCUCGGCACUGACACACUCUUGGGGCCACCAGCUAUAGCAGCGAUGAGAAGGGCCGAAGAGCUGGGCAAGAGCGCAUGGAUCAUGAUGAAUACCGGAUACUGGUACAGCCACAGUCUGGCAACAUCCUCCGCUCACGGAUUCGACUUGAACAACAAGACCGUGACGUUCUACGAUGAAGGGACUACGAAGAUCAACAACAUCACCUGGGAAAAGACCGGAGACGCAGUCAGAAAUCUCCUAUCCCUGCCCAUUGAACCUGAGGGUGGUAACGGGCCGACUCUAUCCGACUACAGGAACAAGCAAGUGUAUAUUUCCGGCUGGCUUCUGAGCCAGAAGGACAUCUUCCAGCAUGUUCUCCGGGUAUCUGGAACCAUGGAGUCGGACUGGACAAUCAAGUACGAGCCCGCCGCUCAGCGGUAUGAGGAGGCGAAAAAGCGGCUUUUCUCCGGCGAUCGCUCCGCCUACAACCAGAUGCUCUAUGCCAGAACGUACUAUAACAACGGCGACGGCAACUUUGAGACCAGACAUGUACUGGAAAAUGAGAAGUUAGGUCUUGCCCCGGAAACACCAGAGUCGCUUGACGAACAAACCAAACUCGCAUUUGAGCUUGCUGCGUCCGGAUAUAAGUAUUGAACAAUAGAUGAUCAAUAAACCUCGAUUGCUGUUAGCGAGAAGAGCUCUUGAACCUAAUUAUAAUAUAGUAGUAUCUUGGGAAUGACAUUUUCUGUUUUUCAUUGAACCUAUGCUACACGAUACUUGGGCCGUUUUUGUUGAAGAAACGCUUCAAUGGCUGCUCCACGGCGAAUUUAUGGGCUGUAUACAUUGCUCCA
Xylaria bambusicola is the source of this 1354-nucleotide messenger RNA. Its product is annotated as putative oxidoreductase CipA. NCBI's taxonomy places the organism in Eukaryota, Fungi, Ascomycota, Sordariomycetes, Xylariales, Xylariaceae. The record is from RefSeq and is a predicted model, not a curated record. The coding region runs from base 186 to 1157 and encodes 323 amino acids. The transcript has 3 exons.